AUGCUGUGGGUGUGGAUUAUUGGUAAUAAUGGCAUCAUGCAACGGGUGUGGCUUAGCAAUAAUGACAUCAUGCUGCGGGUCUGGCUUAUUGGUAAUAACAGCAUCAUGCUGUGGGUGUUGCUUAUUAGUAAUAAUGGCAUCAUGCAGCGGGUCUGGCUUAUUGGUAAUAACGGCAUCAUGCUGCGGGUGUGGCUUAUUAGUAAUAAUGGCAUCAUGCUGCGGGUCUGGCUUAUUGGUAAUAAUGGCAUCAUGCUGCGGGUGUGGCUUAUUGGCAAUAAUGACAUCAUGCUGUGGGUGUGGCUUAUUGGCAAUAAUGACAUCAUGCUGUGGGUGUGGCUUAUUAGUAAAAAUGACAUCAUGCUGCGGGUCUGGCUUAUUAGUAAUAAUGGCAUCAUGCUGCGGGUGUGGCUUAUUGGUAAUAAUGGCCUCAUGCUGCGGGUCUGGCUUAUUAGUAAUAAUGGCAUCAUGCUGCGGGUGUGGCUUAUUGGUAAUAAUGGCAUAGAGCUGCGGGUCUGGCUUAUUGGUAAUAAUGGCAUCAUGCUACGGGUGUGGCUUAUUAGUAAUAAUGGCAUAGAGCUGCGGGUCUGGCUUAUUAGUAAUAAUGGCAUCAUGCUGCGGGUCUGGCUUAUUGGUAAUAAUGGCAUCAUGCUGUGGGUGUGGCUUAUUAGUAAUAAUGGCAUCAUGCUGCGGGUCUGGCUUAUUGGUAAUAAUGGCAUCAUGCUGCGGGUGUGGCUUAUUAUUAAUAAUGGCAUCAUGCUGCGGGUCUGGCUUAUUGGUAAUAAUGGCAUCAUGCUGCGGGUGUUGCUUAUUAGUAAUGGCAUUAUUCUGCGGGUGUGGCUUAUUGGUAAUAAUGACAUCAUGCUGCGGGUGUGGCUUAUUGGCAAUAAUGACAUCAUGCUGUGGGUGUGGCUUAUUGGCAAUAAUGACAUCAUGCUGUGGGUGUGGCUUAUUAGUAAUAAUGGCAUCAUGCUGCGGGUGUGGCUUAUUGGUAAUAAUGGCAUCAUGCUGUGGGUGUGGCUUAUUGGUAAUAAUGGCAUCAUGCUGCGGGUCUGGCUUAUUAGUAAUAAUGGCAUCAUGCUGCGGGUGUUGCUUAUUAGUAAUGACAUCAUGCUGCGGGUCUGGCUUAGCAAUAAUGACAUACUGCGGGUGUGGCUUAUUGGUAAUAAUGGCAUCAUGCUGCGGGUGUGGCUUACUAGCAAUAAUCACAUCAUGCUGCGGGUGUUGCUUAUUAGCAAUAAUGGCAUCAUGCUGCGGGUGUGGCUUAUUAGUAAUAAUGGCAUCAUGCUGCGGGUCUGGCUUAUUGGUAAUAAUGGCAUCAUGCUGCGGGUCUGGCUUAUUAGUAAUAAUGACAUCAUGCUGCGGGUGUGGCUUAUUGGCAAUAAUGGCAUCAUGCUGCGGGUGUGGCUUAUUAUUAAUAAUGGCAUCAUGCUGCGGGUCUGGCUUAUUGGUAAUAAUGGCAUCAUGCUGCGGGUGUUGCUUAUUAGUAAUGGCAUUAUUCUGCGGGUGUGGCUUAUUGGUAAUAAUGACAUCAUGCUGCAGGUGUGGCUUAUUGGUAAUAAUGGCCUCAUGCUGUGGGUGUUGCUUAUUAGCAAUAAUGGCAUCAUGCUGCGGGUGUGGCUUAUUAGUAAUAAUGGCAUCAUGCUGCGGGUGUGGCUUAUUGGUAAUAAUGGCAUCAUGCUGCGGGUCUGGCUUAUUGGUAAUAAUGGCAUCAUGCUGCGGGUGUGGCUUAUUAUUAAUAAUGGCAUCAUGCUGUGGGUGUGGCUUAUUAGUAAUAAUGACAUCAUGCUGUGGGUGUGGCUUAUUAGUAAUAAUGGCAUCAUGCUGCAGGUGUGGCUUAUUGGUAAUAAUGGCCUCAUGCUGUGGGUGUUGCUUAUUAGCAAUAAUGACAUGCUGCGGGUGUGGCUUAUUAGCAAUAAUGGCAUCAUGCUGCGGGUCUGGCUUAUUAGUAAUAAUGGCCUCAUGCUGCGGGUGUUGCUUAUUAGUAAUAAUGGCAUCAGGCUGCGGGUCUGGCUUAUUGGUAAUAAUGGCAUCAUGCUGCGGGUCUGGCUUAUUAGUAAUAAUGACAUCAUGCUGCGGGUGUGGCUUAUUGGCAAUAAUGGCAUCAUGCUGUGGGUGUGGCUUAUUGGCAAUAAUGACAUCAUGCUGUGGGUGUGGCUUAUUGGCAAUAAUGACAUCGUGCUGUGGGUGUGGCUUAUUAGUAAUAAUGACAUCAUGCUGCUGGCUUGUGGUGUAAUAGCUGGCAUCAUGCUGCGAUCUGGCCUAGUAUAA
Molecule: messenger RNA, 2268 nt
Organism: Pelobates cultripes (western spadefoot toad)
Lineage: Eukaryota; Metazoa; Chordata; Amphibia; Anura; Pelobatidae
Source: the annotation of a GenBank genome assembly